Molecule: messenger RNA, 5125 nt
Organism: Harpia harpyja (harpy eagle)
Lineage: Eukaryota; Metazoa; Chordata; Aves; Accipitriformes; Accipitridae
Gene: ZNF639
Product: zinc finger protein 639
Exons: 6
Coding region: 502-1953 (483 amino acids)
Biological process (GO): regulation of transcription by RNA polymerase II
Cellular component (GO): nucleus
Molecular function (GO): DNA-binding transcription factor activity, RNA polymerase II-specific; RNA polymerase II transcription regulatory region sequence-specific DNA binding
Source: RefSeq, a predicted model, not a curated record
GCCGGGCCCGCGGCGAUCCCCGCUGGCGGCCCCGGGCCGGGCCCUCUCCCCGCCGCCGGAGCGUGGCCGCGGCCUCGCCCCUGCCCCCGGCUCCGCGCCUCGCCGCCGCCUCCGGGGCGCAGCGGCGCCUUUGCCGCGCUCCCGCCCGCCGUUCCCCGCUCCGGCCGCCGCGCAGGCCGCGGCCGGCUCGGCGGAGGCUCUAGGGGGGCCGGGGAUCUCGAGUUUUAGGGCCUUUACGAGGCUUUGCCGUAACCGCGCCGAGCAGCUGAGAGACGUACCGGGAAAGCCGCUGGGGAAGAGGAACGGGCGUUACUGGCCCGGGGGCCGGUCCGCGGGGAAGAGGUUGAGCCGCGUUAACUGGGAUAAAACUUGCCGUCUCAGUGUAACAUGAAAAUCUUCUCGAGCUGAUGUAUUCGCUACGUUUGGAAGCUGUACAGUCAUCAGCUUCUUAGCUGCUCUGCUUGCUGAUACUGAAGAGUCUAGGAUUUUUGACUAUUCAAAAUGAAUGAACAUCCUAAAAAGAGGAAAAGGAAGACUCUACAUCCUUCUCGAUAUUCAGAUUCUUCAGGUGCAAGCAAAUACAUAGACAACAGUGGAAUUUUUUCUGACCACUGCUAUAGCGUCUGUUCUAUGAAACAGCCAGAUAUAAAGUUUUCUGAAAACAGAGCUAGAUUCCACAGUCCUGUGCAGAGCCUAGACACAGAUGAUGAUGGGAGUCCAGUGCAUGCUGGGACUUCUCAGUGGAGCAGUUCACAUUCAAACGUUGUGGGGUUGCACUAUGCAGACCCUAAAAAAAAGGAUAAAGAUAAAGGUACUAAUAAUGGAAUGUGCAGAGACUUAUGUGAUUCACCUAUAUUCAGUGACAGCCCUACAGAAGAAGAGAAACCUCUAGAUAUUCAAACUGUAGAAAUUUCUACAACAGAAGUGAAUGCUGUAGAAGUUCACGAUAUAGAAACACAAACUGUGUCACCUGAGAAGCUGGAAGCUGAGGACCUAGAGGAAAUCCCUCUGGAAACCUGUAAAAUCUUUGAGAAGAACCAGGCUUUGAAUAUCACAGCUCAACAGAAAUGGCCUUUGCUGAGAGCCAACAGCAGUGGCUUAUACAAGUGUGAGCUCUGUGAGUUUAAUAGCAAGUACUUUUCUGAUUUAAAGCAGCACAUGAUCCUGAAGCACAAGACAUGUGCAGACACUCAUGUCUGUAAAGUUUGUAAAGAAAGCUUCUCCAGCAAAGUGCAGCUCAUUGAACAUGUGAAACUACAUGAGGAGGAUCCGUACAUCUGUAAAUACUGUGACUACAAAACAGUGAUAUUUGAGAAUCUGAGUCAGCACAUAGCAGACACUCACUUCAAUGACCACCUUUAUUGGUGUGAGCAGUGCGAUAUGCAGUUCUCCUCGAGCAGUGAGUUGUACCUGCACUUCCAGGAACACAGCUGUGACGAGCAGUAUUUGUGUCAGUUCUGUGAGCAUGAAACAAAUGAUCCAGAAGAUCUGCAUAGCCAUGUGGUGAAUGAACAUGCAUGUCGACUGAUAGAGUUAAGCGACAGCUAUAAUAACAAGGAGCGUGGACAGUACAGUCUCAUAAACAAAAUCAGUUUUGACAAAUGCAAAAACUUCUUUGUAUGCCAAGUAUGCGGCUUUAGGAGCAGGCUGCAUACAAAUGUCAACAGGCACGUAGCUAUUGAACACACCAAAAUAUUCCCUCAUGUUUGUGAUGACUGUGGGAAGGGCUUUUCAGGUAUGUUGGAAUAUUGCAAGCAUUUAAGCUCUCAUUUAUCUGAAGGGAUUUAUUUGUGUCAGUACUGUGAAUAUUCAACAGGACAGAUUGAAGACCUUAAAACUCACUUGGAUUUCAGGCAUUCAGCAGAUUUGCCUCAUAAAUGUACUGAUUGUUUAAUGAGGUUUGGAAAUGAAAAAGAUCUUUUAAGUCAUCUUCAGAUACAUGAGACAGCGUGAUUACUUUCUUUUCCUGUAAUCUAUUUGUUAGAAUUGGAAUUAACUUCCAGUCACUGAAAUGUGAUAUUAAAUACAAUUUUAACAGCAAUUGUACAAUUCUAAUGUUUUCAUCUUUAUAUCGGCAAAGCAUGUACAACAACUUGGUGUUGUGAAUUUUCUUACCUAGGAGUUUCAGUAGGAAUAAUCACGUUUACAGUGUGAUGGAUCAGAUUUUGGGGGGAGGGACAGUGGGAGUAGUUGCAUGUUGUGAUAGCAGUUCUGAUGGUCAUCCCGCACUUUCACAUCUAAUAUACAAGACCAGCUCUCUGGAGUUUAAAAAGGGACAAAGAGAAAGCCAACAUCUAGUUCCACACUUAAGUAACACCAUACUGAUCUCAAUUGCAUAUCCAGCUCAUGUUACCCUCUGGCAGCAGGUCACUUGUGCUGAUGUUUAGCAAAUUGCACCAGCCUGCCAAAGAUAAGGGUGUUCCAAAAAUUCCCAAGCAUGGACAUCUCCAAAUUCACAUACCAGCCUGCGUUUCCCACCUCAUACUCUUGAUAAGCUUUUAAAAUUGUCCUGUACCUAUCCGACCUCAUUGUUCACUUUCUCUGUUCAGUGUUUAAUUUCAACUCCUGUCUGUGGGACUAUCCAACAACCCUCUCUUCCACACACUUACUACAGACCUCGCACAUGAUUUUUGUCUCCUUUAUUUACCUUAAUUUCCUAUCUUUUAAAGCACCAAGGAGACACCCAUUGCUUGUGUGUAAAUUGGGUCAUGUUUUAAGGAGUAUUUGUAAGGGAAUUUCGAAAGUGAUCCAGCUGAGAAUGUACAAGUAUGAUUUUUCUUAUCUAAAAUCCCAAUUUAGCUCUCGCUGAAAUGAUGUAUGUCACCAACCUCAUUUAGAGCAAGCCUCUGUUAGUCUAUAUUAUUAUAAUUAUGUAUAUUUAUAAUUAGCUUUCCACCACUGGUAAUUUGAAGAACGUUAUUUUAAUUCUGUACAUUUUAAACUUCUCUAUACUGGCUUAAAACACUGGUACAGUACAAAAAUUUUAUUAACUUUAAUCACUUUCAAAUGGUUUCACGCGUCUGUUCAGAUUAGAUAGUGCUGUCCUGCCAUUAUAAUCAUUAGAAGUGAAUUUUUACAAUUCAUUCUGUAGCUGUAUUUCUGAGUGGAUACUUGGACAGAUAAAAAUAAGGGUGAGGUCAUUUAGAUGGUGCUAGUUAUCAGGGUGAAUUUACCCAUAAAUUAGUGGUGGAAUUUACAUUUCUUUCUGCAUUGGUUGUAAAUUUGUAAUGUAAGAUUGUCUAAUGCAAGCUUUGUAUAGAUAAAAUGAAUGUAUAAAACAUUUCUUGAUCAGUGAGAUUUGGUGUUGUCAGCUUCAAGGCAUGCAAGGGUCUUUGCAUUUGAUUUUUAAAGCUAAGGGUAAAAAUUGGCUGAAUAUAAUCAGUUUACGGAAGUUCUAAUUUCUAGAAAAUGAUUUCUGGAAAGUCUGCUAUGAACCAAUUAGAGUCUAUUUCUUUGAAGGAGGCAAGACCAUUUUCAUCAUUUCAAAAUGCUGUUUUACUACUAAAUCUUCCGUGUAGUCAUUGAAAAGGGCAACCUGAUGGUGUCCUGACUGUAUUUUAUUAGUCUGUUGUACAGAGAAUGACAAUGUCUGUGGUAGAAUUGCUGAUUUCCUAUGUUGAACACAUUCAUCCUGGCUGGCUUAAAAUGGUAGCAAUAAUAUAGUUAACAAAACACUAAUCAGAAUUAUUUUAUAUAUGGAAAGCUAAUUUUGUUCAUAUGGGUAUAACUGAGAGGGUGAAAUGCUGAUUCUCUUAAAAGCCUGCUCUUGGUGACAACACACAGGUGGAAUGGCACAGUUGAGCUCUGGAGAGAAAGCCACUCCAGAGGACAUUGACAAGAAGUAGAAGCCAUUAAAAAAAAAAAAAAAAAAAGUAAGUGGGCUUAAGAAGUGUGCAUGUUUGUAUAGACCAUUGUUGUGUCUCGUACAGGAAAGGUGUUCUCUUGUAAAAGCAGAGAGCCCUGUGAUACAGAAAACUUGCUUGUUGACUCCUGCAUAACUUCAGGUCUAUCUUUGAGUUAUUUCUAAUCUAAACUGGGAAUGGAAAGAAUACCCCAUAGGAAUGUUAUGAAGCCAAAUCAUUCCUAACUAAAAUGCACCCCACGGUAUCUAAUUGGGAAGUACAUACAUCGUCUUAGGUUGGAUUUUAUAAACAAGGGACUAAUGUUAGUAUUUUAGUAUCUGUCAGAAAGUAAAUGGAAAUGUACAGGAGUAGCUCGGCAUAUUUUACCGUGGCAGAAGCACAAGUAGGGUAUCGGCUUCCACAUGAUCAGCAUGCUAAAACAAGAAAGAUACUAAGUUGUAGAAGAAACAGGUAAUGGGUGGAGUCUGUCUAGAAGCUGGCAGGCCAAAAGGAAUGACUGUACAUGCCAAGAACAGUAUGUUUUUCCCAUUGAAGGGAAGACAAGAGUUUGGUUUAUUUAUGUGAAGCCUGUUAAGUGGAAAAUCAGUGCUCUGACAUUGCUGCACUGAGGUGAACUGAGAGCACAUGAAUGCAGCUGGUCUGAUACUGCCAGGGUCUUCAGUCUUCUUUAGCCCUAUAGCUUGAGCAAUUCACCUCAGUCUUGAAUGAGAGAAAUUAACUGUAGUAAUCAGAAGUAUGCCAAGUUUUUUUUCUCUGCAUUACUCAAUAUAUAUCAAAUUCAGUUGUUCAUUGUUCAUUACACUGCUACCUGCAAGGUUAAUCUACUUCAGGAACAGCAUUCUAACUGGAAGCUAUACAAAAUCACGAGAUUGGUUUGGGAAGUAAUUUGUAUUUGAUUCUCUACUUUUCAGACUUUUGAGCCUUUAGGCUAGAUGUGUGUCGUGUAUUUCAGCUUCCUGGAUCAUGUUUGUUAUUGAACAAAAGAACAUUUUUAUAUGAAAGAUUAUGUUGACUUCAAAACAAAAUUUAAAUCUGGCCAAUUAUUGUAAGAAAAUACAGCAAAGUAGUAAUUCUCAACUGUGUUCUCUAUAAUGCUUGUUCAAGUGUCAUUGAAUUUCAUUGUUUGUGGUUGUUCUCAUUUUCUUACACCCUUGUAUCAAAUGUAUAAAUUAUCAGUGCUUUUUAACUCUUGAAAGUACUUAGCAUUUGUCAUUUUAGCUGACUGAUUAAACCACGGUGCUGACAGUACGCAGGAAUCCAAA